AUGUCACCGGUAUUAUGGAUUCCCAUUUCUAAUUAUAUGUUCAAUGCUGCUGGCGGUACUAAGGAUUCUUAUCAAGUGUGGAGGCCAGGGAAAGUACGCAUUGUUAAUGGCUACAGUAUCCCGAUUGAUCAAGCCCCAUAUAUAGUACAAUUGAGGAAUAACACAAACCAACAUUUCUGCAGCGGGACGUUGGUGACCCCGAAACAUAUAGUAACUGCUGCCCAUUGCUUUGAUGAACAAAGUACCAAGGGGAUAAAAGUAGUUGCUGGGGCCAAUAUUGUCAAGGAAAUAGGAAUACAAAGGCGAGUGAUAAAGGUCAACAUACAUCCCGAAUAUGACUCCACAACAUAUGAUAUGGAUGCUGCGGUGUUAGAAUUAAAUGAGCAAUUUUAUGAAGAUGAAGGGGUCCAUCCAAUUCCCUUGUGUUCUUCGGCAUUAAAACCGGGUGAUGUAGUACAAGUUUCGGGUUGGGAUACCACCACUCGAGAUUAUAAAUUUGCCUUGGAUAGUUUACAUACGGUACUUCUAAAAGUUAUAUCGGAAGCUGAUUGCACCUAUAGGUUGGCUCAUGAUCCCUAUGGACUUGAUAAAUCUAUGUUUUGUGCCUUAACGGAGGAAGAAGAUGUUUGUAGUGGUGACUCGGGUGGACCGGCUGUAAAAGAUGGAGAGCUGUGUGGUAUUAUUUCAUGGGGUCACGGCUGUGCUGAGGAUUAUGCUGCUGGGGUGUUUAUCAAUAUUAAUAUGGUUCGUGGUUUAAUUGAGCAGAAUUUGAAAAUGUAA
Messenger RNA from Musca vetustissima, 780 nucleotides. RefSeq names its product trypsin alpha-3-like. Gene Ontology annotation, molecular function: serine-type endopeptidase activity. NCBI's taxonomy places the organism in Eukaryota, Metazoa, Arthropoda, Insecta, Diptera, Muscidae. The record is from RefSeq and is a predicted model, not a curated record. Gene Ontology annotation, biological process: proteolysis. Bases 1 to 780 code for a protein of 259 amino acids. The transcript is spliced from 2 exons.